Molecule: messenger RNA, 4183 nt
Organism: Cantharellus anzutake
Lineage: Eukaryota; Fungi; Basidiomycota; Agaricomycetes; Cantharellales; Hydnaceae
Exons: 11
Coding region: 74-3820 (1248 amino acids)
Biological process (GO): Ras protein signal transduction; positive regulation of GTPase activity
Cellular component (GO): plasma membrane
Molecular function (GO): guanyl-nucleotide exchange factor activity
Source: RefSeq, a predicted model, not a curated record
UGUUACUGUAAUCGCUACCCAAAUAUAAUCACACGCUUUGAGAGUCGGGCUUCCCGCGUCCACUUGGCCAGUCAUGGCGUCGCUCUUUAGGCGUGCGGGCUCCGCUUCGGAUGAUGAGGGCCCACGUCAGAGGAAAUCGCUCGCUUCCUCGAAGGAAAUUGGUGACCGAUUAGCUCGUAUACUACGCUCGACACGUUCCCACUCGCAUCUCGAAUCCACUCCAGCGCUACCCCCUCUUGAGAUGCCUCCGGAUACUCUUGACCUUACUAGUGAUUGGUCACCCAGUAGAUCACCUCCUACAACCUCUCCUUUCAGUGCCUCCCCACGAUUUCAGGCAGUUGUUCCCACAAGUCCACUUGAGGAUUCUGCGCUUUCACACUCCCCUCCUUUUCAAUCCCCGUUAUCAACUAGUUUUACAUCAGACAUGGAGUUAUCAAAACACGCCCCCUCUUCUGUUACGAAGUCUCUCCCCACCAUUUCCAUUGAAUCAACAUCGCACAAUGUCACUCGCAGGCAAUCCAAGAUUGGAUGGUCUACUUCAAUCGCUGAAAGGCUACGUUCCUUGCCCUCCAAACCUGUCCCCACUGGUUACAUGAGUACGACCGAUGGCAUGGAUACGGAGACGGAAUGGGAUGAUGCCGCGUUCUUUUCUAGUCACUCGCAGCCGCGUCUACUCGACAUAUCUUCUGAUCAUUUGUUUUCGUCCGAAGAUGACAGAGUACAACCUCGGACCUGGACUGCCGCUGAGAAGGGCAAAGGCCGUGCAGAACCCUUGGGGUUCCCAAGUACUCGUCCACACACCGCAUCCAAUGCCAGUUCUGCGUCCUCCGGGGCUCCACCCUCGAGCUUUCUUCCUGGGAGCACCACCCCACCACCGCCGGUCCCACCGCUUCCCCCACAAUUUCAGUCAAGUGCGGCAGUUAAAGACCAAACGAAGACCUUAUUCGUAGACACGAAGCGAACUUCACUUGAGGAAAUACCUCAAGGGGAGGAUUUUGUUAUCGCGAUUGUUGGCCCACCGAAGUGCGGGAAGAGUCAGUUCGUCUGGAAAGGGCUCAAAUGUUGGGGCCUGGAGUAUGAACCAGCAGCCACGCAGUUUGGAGCAACAACUACUCUUACUCGCAAAGCAUGGAUAGUGGCGAAGCGGCAAGAAUCCGAACUUCGGACUCGCUUCCGGGGAGUUUUCCUGGAGGUGGACUCCCAACAGCUUGUCAGACCGGACACGCGGGAAGCGAUCGAACACGAUACCGGGCAGUGGGCUUGGCCCGAACCGCUUUCAAAGAUUGACGCAGUGGUGAUAUGCUACGAUGGUAGCGAUAUUGAUAGUUAUCGUGAGAUUGUCGAUCUCUGCGAAGCGUAUCAUCGCUUGCAAAUUCCGGCCGUACAAGUUCAUCUCAAGUCGGAUUUGCCGUUCCAGGUGAACCCUUACCUAUCUCAUCGUUGUGCCAACCAUUAUUCCACGGGAUUAGCGAAGGUGUCAACAGAGACCGAAGAGGGUAAGCAACGAUGCCGUGACGUCUUUCAAUGGCUCUUCAAGUGCAUACUCAAACAAAGAGAAGGCCGAUUGCCGUAUGGAAACAGCGAGUAUUGGAGAAAUCCUGCAUCUCCUGAAAUGCUCUCUCCAAGAACGUGGGAGUUUGCCGAGCAUGAACCUCCCUCGCCUCCUGCCGCUCAUCUCCCUUCGCUUCCACCCUCUCGUACUCACACGCCGACAAAUGACGCCUCGAUCCGUUUAAGUGGCGAGAAGGAGAACACUCUCGAUGCAAUGCCCGCGGCACCUCCAAAUCAGUUUCCUGAGCUAGUUGGUCCUGAGCCGAAGAAAACUGUCCCUAGUGCUUACAUGGGUAGACGGCCAAGUGUGGUUCGAUUCACUGGUGUUGAUGAGGACGAUUUGGAGAGGCCUUUGACACCUCCCGAUUUUAACCGCGUUGCAACCCCCCCUGUGGUCACUUCUGGUACCGAUACCACUCCUAAGAUUACUGUGGUCGACGAGGCGCCCUCGGGCGAUGAAGUAAGUAAGCCACUGAAGCAGAAGCCACUGUUGCCGCCCCCACCAGAAUUGUCCCCUGUUGACAAGGCAAUCCGUGACGCUCAAUUGGCAAAGAAGCGAAAUAAUCCCCAGUUGUUUGGUACUUUUGAUACGAUUAUCAACAAGCUUAUUCAUGUUUGUGUGACACUUGACAAUACUGAAUUUAUCAACACUUUCCUCAUCACUUAUCGACAAUUUGCUACCCCGCGUAAAGUUCUUGCGGCCCUUCGCAAGAGGUUGGCAGUCCUCGCCCUUGAACAAGUGGAAAUACCACUGGCACAUUUCACUGAGCUGAAAAUUGCGGGUUUCAUUGAACGAUGGCUCAACGAGCACCCAAACGACUUCUCCAGCAAACGCGCAAAUCUUGAGCUCAUGACAAUCCUUCGAAUGAUGGUUAAGCGGACGCAUUUGUUACAUUAUGCAACCGAUUUGCUCCCCGUUGCGAAGCGUGUCGCAAGGAUAGAAGAUGACCCGGAUGCGGCGUGGACCAUUGCAGAAUCAGAGGAAGAAACUAUGACUGAGGCAGAGGGACCUCGCAAAGCUGGACGUCAUGUCAAGAAGAAGAGGUCGACAAGGCAGAAGGCCCAUGGUAUCCGAGUAGCCGUCUCUACUACUACGACAGUGAGGGAAGUUGACGAGUCGGGACCCGCUGAGACCACGGCACAGCGAGGCGAUGGGUCAAAGGCACAGUUGCCUGUGCCGCCCACGUCUCCUACGGAAGACCGCAAAAUUGCGGUUACGAUCUUACCUUCGUCUCUGACGAAUCAGAAGGUACCAAAGCGCAGUCGAUCGACGCUAGCACUUUCGUACCUAGACUCUUUCCGGUCUCCAUCGAGGAAGACGAUCAACCCGCUGCCGUUGGAUGCUGACCCUAAGACUAUGCUCAGGGAAUUGAAUAAAGCUGUGGACAUUUUUCUGAAGAUGAGUUCUCCAGAGGUUGCGGAGCAGAUUACGAGGGACCUUCUACCGAUUUACCUUUCAGUUACCGUGGGCGACCUGUCAUUCCAGCUUAACGAGUGGGGUGCUAACAUUUUCCCCCAGCCCCGGGACUGGUUGCGGCACGUUUACAGGUCACAACGAAAAGAAGAAGUUGUUCAACCCACUGUUCUCGAAAAAAUUGCGUCUGCCGUCGCUCACAGGUUCUACUAUUGGGUACUCUCGAUGAUCAUUGCCCCUGAUGGCUAUAACAAGCGUGCCAAAGUGGCAGAACACUUCAUUCAUGUUGCCGACGCACUUCGCAAGCACAACAAUUACUUUUCUCUUCACUUUGUCAUCAAUGCAAUUCGACAGGCUGUCCCUGAUCAGGGAGUUUUGUACCAGAAGUUGGUGGACGUGGAGGAAUCGCCAUGGAAGCGCUUCCUUUCGAUGGAAGUACUUGUUUCAGCUUUUGGAGGGUCGAAAGCGUAUAAGCUUGCACUUCAAAAUUCGUCGGGCCCAGUUCUUGUGGACCUGUCAUCGCAUACCAAGUGGGCAGCUGGAGUUACUGAGAACAUGUCAGCGUACAAGCCUGACAACAAGGCUAAGAUAAACUGGUCCAAAUAUGAGUCUCAGGCCAAGAUUAUCCGAGCAGUCGUGGCGUACCAGAAACGCUUUGAUACUUGCGAUAGUCAUGCCUUCCCUGAACGGUCACUUAUCAGGCACGUAUUGGAUGACACUCCAAUUUUGCCUCGUGAGGUCAUCAUGAGGCGGAUCCUACCAAAGACUCCAGAAGACGGCAGCGAGCAUCCAACGUCCCACAAGUUCAGGAAAUUCCUUGGCCUUCACGAACCCACCGACUCGCCUUCAGCUUAGCGCACCGCUACCUGCGUGCACCCCACACUUUGUCUCUGCUGCACUCAUCCUCGUCUUUCCAAAUUGAUUUGCGUUCCGCGCUACACACCCACUUGGCAACCCCCUACGUUUGUUUGAUUUAUGAUUCUAUUUUCGUAAACUCCAGUAUACCCAUUGUAGCUCCUCCCUCGUGUUUCCCCUGUGCAGUCCAACUUGUUUUCUCCCUUCGUGUCUCCGUACCAUUACAUUUGUGGCUGAUGAUGUCUCCUGUUUCAACAUGUAUCUAACCAUCUAAGGACAACAACUCGUGUACAGACCAUUUGUGAGUGCACUAAUACAUUCACUGGAAUGGUUGCUUUGCAACCAUGACCACCUUGGAUACCC